Messenger RNA from Paraphaeosphaeria sporulosa, 1086 nucleotides. RefSeq lists its product as uncharacterized. The coding region runs from base 116 to 892 and encodes 258 amino acids. The transcript has 2 exons. The record is from RefSeq and is a predicted model, not a curated record. Lineage: Eukaryota; Fungi; Ascomycota; Dothideomycetes; Pleosporales; Didymosphaeriaceae.
CACAUCACACUGAGCGCGUCAUUCAACACUCUCCUCCUCUUCGACGCUGAUCGACAAAACAACAAGAUCCCAUAUACUCCUCAACUACGUCUCCCUUUGCCGGAGCGCCCCAAAGAUGCCCACGCACGAAGAGCUCGAGGGCUGGAACGUCGAAAAACAGGCCUCGGACGCAAUGACAGCCAGUACACUCGCACCCCGCCCCGUGACGCCCGUGCAUGCGGUGGACGCCCCUUGCGGCAUCACGACGACACACAGUGUCUUCCACGUCCCAUCGAAGAGAUAUCUGUUUAGGGCUAACGACCCUCGAGGCGUGCCGAGCGACUUAGACGAGGAAGAAAUAGCGUUGAUGGAGACCACGGCAUUUGGGCCGCCGGUGGAUGGACGGGCGGUCGAGGCCAUCCGCGCAGAGUCCUCGUUCGCAGAAUUUGCAGCUAAGGAGACGGAGGAGGACAGGAAUGCCGCCCUCCUCGCCGCCCGGCGCAAGGAUGUACAGCGCGACGUACGCAAUCUCGCGCGCCUGGAUGCGCAGCUUGAGGCACUGCGCUUGAGAAAGAAGCUCGUGAGCGGCCUGAAGAAGGAGGUCCUUCAUGGGGGAGAUGUGAGGGUCGUGGAUGCAUUGGUGGGAUGGGAGGUGCCGCGGAACUCCCUGGGGAAGAUAGUGGAUGGGGAGUGGAAGCCCAAGGUGGCAGGCGGCGAGGCGAUGGUGAAGAGUGAUUCGGGUCUUGGGGCCGUUGGCGAGGAGGACGAUGAUGACGAGGAUGCGGAUGCGGAUGAGGAUGGGGAUGGGGAGGAGGAUGAGGACGAGAACCAGGACCAGAACGAGUGGGAGAAAGAUGACGUUGGCAACGACGACCGCGAGGAAGUGAGCCCCAGCGUCGGACAUCCGCUCUGAGCAUCGCUUCCCACCUCACCUCAGCCAUGCGCCGCGGAGCCCACGACCAUCACGAACCGAACGCAAACUCCAUCCCAAUGAAGCAGGAUUAGAAGAAAGAAAAUAUAAUGCAAUCCCUAUGCCUACAUUACUAUACAUCCCACAUACCAUAGUCCUACACCCCCCUCCCAACCCCCCACUUCUUCUCCCACUAU